This is a messenger RNA of Suillus bovinus, 1312 nucleotides long. RefSeq lists its product as uncharacterized. The transcript is spliced from 10 exons. The record is from RefSeq and is a predicted model, not a curated record. NCBI's taxonomy places the organism in Eukaryota, Fungi, Basidiomycota, Agaricomycetes, Boletales, Suillaceae. The coding region runs from base 187 to 1164 and encodes 325 amino acids.
ACAUCCUGACUAUUAGUCCUCGUGUAUCCCUCAUGCGGUAUACGGCUGUGUAUACCCUUUGCCCACUGAAUCUAGAUCAUUUAGAUGCUUGACUUCAACUCGGGCAGGGUCAACCGAGUUCACACACUUCAACGAUUAUAAGGCUCCUCCAACGCUUCCGAGUCUCCAUCAUUUUUACCUUCCCCAAUGGAUCCUUCAAGAAUCAGAGAGAAAAUCGGUCGCUUUCGAGUCCUCAUCCUAGGAAGAGCGAAUGCAGGAAAAACUAACAUCCUGCAGAGAGUUUGUAACUCACGAGAGAACCCAGAAAUAUAUAACAGUGCCGGGAGAAAGAUCGAUGCCACAAUUUUGACGCCUUCCACAGAGCGCGGAUCGCACGAUAUUGAAAAUGAGAUGGUGUUUCGAAGCAACCCAGGAUUUGUCUUUCACGAUUCACGUGGGUUUGAAGCAGGCAGCGAAUCGGAAUUUGAGCAGGUGAAGGCAUUUAUCAAGGACCGUUCAAAGGAAACCAAAAUAAGCAAACAACUGCAUACUAUCUGGUACUGCAUCCCAAUGGACGAGGCAAGCAGGGCGUUCACCAAGGGCGAAAUUAAGUUCUUCUCUGAGUGCGACACCGGAAACAUUCCGGUGAUAGUGUUGUUCACAAAAUUCGAUGCCCUCUACGAUACCGCAUAUGCACAGCUUAAAUCGAACGGAGCAUCAAUGGAGGAGGCUGAAGAACUGGCGCCGAAGCACGCCGAAGAGUCGUUUGCAAUUGGGUCACAAUUGAAGUUUCUAUACCACUCCAAGGAGAUUCAACACCGUCCAAAAUGUCACAUAUGCCUCCCUAACAUGAACAAGGACGAUGCCGAUUGCGGGCCAUUAAUCGAACUCACAGCUAGAACUCUGGAUAACGAAGCGUUGAAGCAAUUAUUUGUGUCGACUCAGCGGACCCACUUGGAGAUCUGCAUGAGAUAUGCAGUUGAGAGAAUACUCAUGAAAUGUUUGAACUCUGGUGAGAUAACGUAUGAGUAUCACGAUCAUAUGAUAGGGAGAUUGGGCGCCUGGUUUCCACAUGUCCAGGCAGUACGUCUGUUAAUCCUCCUUCGAGCUCGAGCCAUGCUGAUCCAAGUCAUUGCCCACUGUUCGCAGGAUUAUGUGAGUGUGUCGAUCCCCCUUCGAGCUUGAGCCAUGCUGAUCCAAGUCGUUGCCCACUGUUCGUAGCGUGUGAGUCGUGUGAGUGUGUCGAUCCUCCUUCGAGCUCGAACCAUGCUGAUCCAAGUCGUUGCCCACUGUUCGUAGCGUGUGAGUGUGUCGAUCCUCCUUCGAGCUUGAG